Messenger RNA from Apodemus sylvaticus (European woodmouse), 5280 nucleotides. It is a transcript of the gene Lpin1, whose product is annotated as lipin 1. Gene Ontology annotation, cellular component: nucleus; mitochondrial outer membrane. The coding region runs from base 93 to 2867 and encodes 924 amino acids. Gene Ontology annotation, molecular function: phosphatidate phosphatase activity; transcription coactivator activity. The record is from RefSeq and is a predicted model, not a curated record. NCBI's taxonomy places the organism in Eukaryota, Metazoa, Chordata, Mammalia, Rodentia, Muridae. Gene Ontology annotation, biological process: triglyceride biosynthetic process; cellular response to insulin stimulus; fatty acid catabolic process. The transcript has 21 exons.
UGCUCUGUGCUGACAGCCGCUCCGGCUGGGUGUUUGCAUACAAAGGCGGCCACACGCGCGCGCGUCGCUCCUAAGUCCUCUUGGUUCAGACAAUGAAUUACGUGGGGCAAUUGGCCGGCCAGGUGUUUGUGACGGUGAAGGAGCUCUACAAGGGACUGAACCCCGCCACACUGUCAGGAUGCAUCGACAUCAUUGUCGUCCGCCAGCCCAAUGGCAGUCUGCAGUGCUCCCCUUUCCAUGUCCGCUUCGGAAAGAUGGGUGUCCUCCGCUCCCGCGAGAAAGUGGUGGACAUAGAAAUCAAUGGGGAGUCUGUGGAUUUGCACAUGAAGCUGGGGGACAAUGGAGAAGCAUUUUUUGUUCAAGAGACUGACAAUGAUCAGGAAGUCAUCCCCAUGUACCUAGCCACGUCCCCCAUCCUGUCAGAAGGAGCUUCGAGGAUGGAAAGCCAGCUGAAGAGGAACUCUGUGGACAGAAUCAGGUGCCUGGAUCCCACUACAGCUGCCCAGGGCCUGCCUCCCAGCGACACCCCAUCCACUGGUUCUCUGGGGAAGAAGAGAAGGAAAAGGAGGAGGAAGGUCCAGUUGGACAAUCUCAAAAGAGACGACAAUGUCAACACAUCUGAGGAUGAGGACAUGUUUCCCAUAGAGAUGAGCUCGGAUGAGGACACAGCACCGAUGGAUGGGAGCAGAACUCUUCCUAAUGAUGUCCCACCAUUCCAAGAUGAUAUUCCUAAGGAAAACCUCCCCUCGAUUUCAUCAUAUCCACAGUCAGCAUCGUACCCCAAUUCAGACAGAGAGUGGUCCCCCAGUCCCAGCAGCCUGGUAGAUUGCCAGAGGACCCCCCCUCACCUGGCCGAGGGAGUUCUUUCUAGCUCUUGCCCUCUGCAGCCUUGCCACUUCCAUGCUUCGGAAAGUCCUUCAGGCUCCCGGCCCUCAACACCAAAAAGUGAUUCUGAGCUGGUCAGUAAGUCUGCAGACAGGUUGACCACAAAGAAUAACCUGGAAAUGCUCUGGCUAUGGGGUGAAUUGCCACAGGCUGCAAAGGCAUCUUCUCCACACAAGAUGAAAGAGUCCAGCCCCUUAGGGAGUCGGAAGAUUUCUGAUAAAAUUCAUUUUCAGACCAUUCAUAGUGAGUCUUCAGACACUUUUAGUGACCAGUCACCAACAAUGGCCCGGGGGCUGGUCAUCCACCAGAGCAGGGCUCAGACGGAAAUGCAGUUUGUGAAUGAGGAGGAUCUUGAGUCUCUGGGGGCGGCAGCCCCACCCCUACCUGUGGCCGAAGAGCUCAAGUCCCCAGCUUCCAGCACGACGCAGUCAUCAAGCAAGACAGAGUCCCCUUCCAGGAAAAAAGAUAAGCGAAGCCGGCACCUUGGCGCUGAUGGCGUUUACCUGGAUGACCUCACAGACAUGGACCCUGAAGUGGCCGCCUUGUAUUUCCCCAAGAAUGGGGAUCCUGGCGGACUCCCCAAACAAGCCAGUGACAACGGAGCCAGGUCAGCCAACCAGUCCCCACAGUCGGUGGGCAGCUCAGGCAUCGACAGCGGUGUGGAGAGCACCUCCGACAGCCUGAGGGACCUGCCAUCUAUAGCCAUCUCCCUCUGUGGGGGCCUCAGUGACCACAGAGAGAUCACCAAAGAUGCAUUUUUGGAACAAGCCGUGUCAUAUCAGCAAUUUGCUGACAACCCUGCCAUCAUUGAUGACCCCAACCUCGUGGUCAAGAUUGGUAAUAAGUAUUACAACUGGACAACCGCAGCUCCUCUACUUCUUGCGAUGCAGGCUUUCCAGAAACCUUUGCCAAAGGCCACUGUGGAAUCCAUCAUGAGAGAUAAGAUGCCAAAAAAGGGAGGAAGAUGGUGGUUUUCCUGGAGAGGAAGAAAUGCCACAAUCAAAGAGGAAAGCAAGCCCGAGCAGGGCCUGACUGGGAAGGGCCUCAAUACCGGAGAGCAGCCUGCACAGCUCGGCCUGGCCACCAGGAUAAAGCAUGAGUCAUCCUCCAGCGAUGAAGAGCACGCGGCUGCCAAGCCAUCGAGUUCGAGCCACCUCUCGCUCUUGUCCAACGUCAGCUACAAAAAGACCCUGCGGCUCACGUCGGAGCAGCUGAAAAGCUUGAAGUUGAAGAACGGCCCCAAUGAUGUGGUGUUCAGUGUCACCACCCAGUACCAGGGCACCUGUCGCUGUGAGGGCACCAUCUACCUGUGGGACUGGGACGACAAGGUCAUCAUCUCGGACAUUGAUGGGACCAUCACCAGAUCUGAUACUCUGGGUCACAUUUUGCCCACACUGGGAAAGGAUUGGACUCACCAGGGCAUUGCAAAGCUAUACCACAAAGUAAGCCAGAAUGGCUACAAGUUUCUCUAUUGUUCUGCGCGUGCCAUUGGGAUGGCAGACAUGACGAGGGGCUAUCUGCAUUGGGUCAACGAGAGGGGCACAGUGCUGCCCCAGGGGCCGCUCCUGCUCAGCCCCAGCAGCCUCUUCUCCGCCUUGCACAGAGAAGUGAUUGAAAAGAAGCCAGAAAAGUUCAAAGUCCAGUGUUUGACAGACAUCAAAAACCUGUUUUUCCCAAACACAGAACCCUUCUAUGCUGCUUUUGGGAACCGGCCUGCUGAUGUGUAUUCCUACAAGCAAGUAGGCGUGUCCCUGAAUAGGAUCUUCACGGUCAACCCCAAGGGUGAGCUGGUGCAGGAGCAUGCCAAGACCAACAUCAGCUCGUAUGUGCGGCUCUGUGAAGUGGUCGACCACGUCUUCCCAUUGCUAAAGAGAAGCCAUUCCUGUGACUUCCCCUGUUCAGACACUUUCAGUAACUUCACCUUUUGGAGAGAGCCACUGCCACCUUUUGAAAACCAGGACGUGCAUUCAGCUUCAGCUUGAUGCGACCGAGCAUUAAAGGAUAGGUUGUGGGGACCCUGGAGCUGCUGGGAAGGCUGAUAUGUGGCCAUCUGCCUAAGAGAGAAGCAUUUCUCCCUCGACUCGCUCGCUCGCUCGCCCCAGGGUGACACUUCUAAGCAUGGAGGGCAGAUAGAGGCUGCAUCUCGUCCCAUAGGCUGCAAGAGGAUUGGGUGUGCUAGUGUGCAGAGCAGCCCUCAGCCUGGGUUUAGCACACGUAAUGCUGAACCCUCCAGUCCAGUCUGCUCCAGCGAUUAGUUAAUGUGCAAUACGGGCGAUGACCCCUUAGCAGAGGUGGGCAGGCCACCUGAGAGCCGUCUCGGUAUCGCUGCGCCCCCACCCCCCGGAACUCUGAUGUGCAUAAUCAUCGGUAGCAUCAGGGGCACGUUACCCUGACAGUGACAUCCAUGCCACCUUCUGCACAUAGGGAUGCCUGUGUCCCGAGUCUAAGUGAAGGGAACAUGGGCCUCGCGGGGUCUCAGCCUUGGCUUUGACUUUUUCGAUGUUCCCUUGUGGUAUUGCCAGCUUAGUGUCACUUUAGGCGAUAAGCUCUUUAAUUGCUUUGGUUGAAGGUCUUCAAUGCAGCUGCACCUCUCCCGUUCCUCAGCUCAAGGCUGGGCUACUUAUGCCUUAACGCAUCUGCAGCAGGCAUUUCCUCAGCGUGCACUGUCUAGCUCUCUAACUGCAAUGCCUUACAUUACAAUGGUAGUCCCCAAGGCAGCGCCCAUGGCGCCUCAGCACCUCUGCGUCCUGCUACCCAGCAAGGAGGCGCCACUAGUGUGGAUUCGAACAGCAUUUCCGCCAAAUGGGAAGGAUGCCGCUAAAGAAACUGUUUUUUUUUAAGAAACAUGGUUUCCAGAAGUUAAAUUAUUUUCUUUGCAGACAUUAUUUAUUACUUUACUGUCACUGGGCUGCUGUUGUGAGCAUCCGAGCCAGAUUGUUAGGCUUAUAGCUGUCAUGAAUGCAUUAAAAGUUAAGUGUGCUAGACAAUCCAAAGAGCCUUAUUCUGUGGAUGCCACUCUGAUCUGCAAUCUCCAAGUCACAGAUUUUUCUUAGUCCCCCCCCCCCAGUCUAAGGGCAAGAAAAAAAAAGUAAUAAUUAAAGUGUUGUUCUUUAAGCUGAUAGAGGGUAGCUGUGAAUUUUCUUAGAACAAUGUGAAAAAUGAAAGAAGUAUUUUGGUAAAAGAUUUUGCUUUACUUUGAAAGUAUUAUUUUUUUAAAGGGUGAUUUACUCCAGAGACCUUUCUAUUUAAAUUUCAUUGUUAGAGUUAGAGGAGACAGGAAAAAAAAAAAAGGAAAAAAAGAAAAAGAAGGAUAGAAAGACGAGUUAAAGAAAAAAGCAGUAGAAUAGACUGUUACUCUUUCUGUGAAAGAAAACCUAGAGUCACUGCCGUUGUAGUCACUUGGCUCUUUUAAGGUCGGAUGUGGUCCACAUAGUUCACAGGAAUGGCCAAUGGAAGGUAACUGUCAUCUGCUGUGGGCGGGCGCCCACUGAUGGAGAAACUCCGGACCUGGGGGUGUGGCUCCCUUCUGGGAGUCAUGAAGGUCUCUAAGCAUAGCUCUUCCUAGUUUAUUCUCAAAUGGCCUUCAGAGGCCAUGGUAAUCCUCCUGCCACCAGGGUGGUUUUGUGUGUAUCUUGAUUGCUGUGGACUGUGUAUGAGCUCUGUGGCCCGCAGAGGGUCACAGCCGUCUCCCUCAUGCCCAGGGGAAGCUUUGGAAUCUUUUCGAGAGCCCUCUGCAGCCUGCUGUCCAGGUAGUUUUCUGACAGCAUGCUAGGACUUGAGCAGGGUCUCUCUCUAACCAAGGCUGGUCUGCAAAGCCCCAUCUCAGACAUACAGCAGUCCUUCCACCUGCCUUGGGAACCUAGUCUUGAUAGACCUUAAACUUCCCUGUCGCUCUACCCUGGAACAGAGCACACCUUCCACAAAACCACACUCUACGAUCUCUGAAGUCCUUCGAGAGCCCCGUCCAGGCAGGGAUACGGACACCUACUGUUAGGCUCCCUUGUGAGGCCCGAAUGGGAGCUGCUUCUGUGCAUAUCCACUAAACCCCAGGGGCCCCAAGGUCAUGUGCUAGCAUACUGUAUGAGCACCAUACAUUUCAGAGUUGCUCACGGACACGAGCGACUGCUCCACAGUGACACGUCCUCAGGUGGUGAUCCCACAUGACAAAGGAGGACACACCCGGCACACGGCAGAGACAGGCUUCUGCCAUCUCAGACAUGUUCCCUCUGGAUUUCAGGUUCGGAUCACUUCUGCAGUAUAUUUUAUUUACAAUGUUGGCUGUGCGUUUGCAAAUGCCGGCGCGAUGGUGAAAAAAAAUCAAUGUAAUAUUUCAUUGUAUUGUGCUUGAUGCAAAGCUAGAAAUUUCUGUAAUAAACAAGAUGGAUGGAAGACUAA